Fusarium oxysporum Fo47 is the source of this 150-nucleotide messenger RNA. RefSeq lists its product as uncharacterized. The transcript is spliced from 2 exons. NCBI's taxonomy places the organism in Eukaryota, Fungi, Ascomycota, Sordariomycetes, Hypocreales, Nectriaceae. The annotation marks the transcript as partial. The record is from RefSeq and is a predicted model, not a curated record.
CAUGGCGAGGGUCCUAACCAAUUCUUUUAUGAGUUCUGCGGAAAGAACCAGCUCAACCCCACUGCACGGCCCAACGGCAGCACCCGUAGUAUCCACUUCAUGCUUGCAACGGCCCCUGUCAUCGAUCAGGAGGAGCGCAGUCGUAAGUAA